AAAAUGGCUGAAGAAGGGUCAUCGAAUUCUGAUUGGAUUUUGGUUGAAAAAGAGAAAAAUGAUUUGGAAAAACUUCAAACUAAUUUUGACAAACUUCAAAAAAAUCUUGGUGAAGAGAAGGAAAGGACUGUUAAUUUAGAAAAUGAAUUGAAGGAAAUGGAUAAAAAAAUUCAUCAAAUUAAUUUUGAUCAUAAAAAUGAACUUGAAGAAAUGAGGCAAAAUUUUCAGAAAUUAAUUGAAGAAAAUAAACAAUUAAAAACUGAAUAUGAUGUUUCUUUAAGGCAAAAAGACGAGAAAAUUAAUUCUUUGGAAGAGGAAAUUAAAAAGGUAAAUAAAAAAUACUCUGCGCGGUCAUUCAAGUUUUUGAAUUUUUUUGGAUUUAAAUUACGGGGUAGGUAA
Meloidogyne enterolobii is the source of this 399-nucleotide messenger RNA. Lineage: Eukaryota; Metazoa; Nematoda; Chromadorea; Rhabditida; Meloidogynidae. The record is from the annotation of a GenBank genome assembly.